This is a messenger RNA of Capra hircus (goat), 8792 nucleotides long. It is a transcript of the gene TFCP2L1, whose product is annotated as transcription factor CP2-like 1. Gene Ontology annotation, biological process: regulation of transcription by RNA polymerase II. Gene Ontology annotation, molecular function: DNA-binding transcription activator activity, RNA polymerase II-specific; RNA polymerase II cis-regulatory region sequence-specific DNA binding. The transcript has 16 exons. NCBI's taxonomy places the organism in Eukaryota, Metazoa, Chordata, Mammalia, Artiodactyla, Bovidae. The coding region runs from base 81 to 1574 and encodes 497 amino acids. Gene Ontology annotation, cellular component: nucleus. The record is from RefSeq and is a predicted model, not a curated record.
UGGCAGGUGGCCUGGAGGUUGGCUCGCCCCGCGUCCCGUCCGCCGCGCGCCUGGGUCGGGCCGGGCUCGGAGCCCCAGCCAUGCUGUUCUGGCACACGCAGCCCGAGCACUACAACCAGCACAAUCCCGGCAGCUACCUGCGGGAUUUGACUAGUGCUCUUCAGAGGGAAAACGACGUCCUCGCUCUGCCCAUCUUCAAGCAAGAGGAGCCCCAACUGUCCCCUGAGAACGAGGCGCGCCUGCCACCCCUGCAGUAUGUGCUGUGUGCUGCCACAUCCCCAGCUGUGAAGCUGCACGAAGAGACUUUGACCUACCUCAACCAAGGUCAGUCUUAUGAAAUCCGACUGCUGGAAAACAGGAAACUGGGAGAUUUUCAGGAUCUGAACACAAAAUAUGUGAAGAGCAUCAUCCGUGUGGUGUUUCAUGACCGGCGUCUGCAGUACACGGAGCACCAGCAGCUGGAGGGCUGGCGGUGGAGCCGGCCUGGGGACCGGAUCCUGGACAUUGAUAUUCCACUGUCUGUUGGUAUCUUGGACCCCAGGGCCAGCCCGACCCAGCUGAAUGCAGUCGAGUUUUUGUGGGAUCCUUCAAAGAGAGCGUCUGCGUUCAUUCAGGUGCACUGCAUCAGCACCGAGUUCACCCCGAGGAAGCACGGGGGUGAGAAGGGUGUGCCCUUCCGGGUGCAGAUCGACACCUUCAAGCAGAGUGAAAAUGGAGAGUACACGGAGCACUUGCACUCAGCCAGCUGCCAGAUCAAGGUGUUCAAGCCAAAGGGAGCCGACCGGAAGCAGAAGACCGACCGGGAAAAGAUGGAGAAAAGAACGGCCCAAGAGAAAGAGAAGUACCAGCCGUCCUAUGAGACCACCAUCCUCUCAGAGUGCUCCCCAUGGCCCGAUGUGGUUUACCAGGUGAAUAGUGCUUCAUCCCCAAGCUACAACGGCUCACCAAACAGCUUCGGCCUCGGUGAAGGCAACAGCUCCCCAACCCACCCGGUGGAGGCCCUGCCCGUGGGCAGUGAUCACCUGCUCCCCUCGGCCUCCAUGCAGGACGCCCAGCAGUGGCUCCACCGCAACAGAUUCUCCCAGUUCUGCCGGCUCUUCGCCAGCUUCUCGGGUGCUGACCUGCUCAAGAUGUCCCGAGACGACUUGGUCCAGAUCUGUGGCCCUGCAGAUGGGAUCCGGCUCUUCAACGCCAUUAAAGGCAGGAACGUGAGGCCGAAGAUGACCAUUUACGUCUGCCAGGAGCUGGAGCAGAGCCGUGUGCCCCUGCAGCAGAAGCGAGACGGCAGUGGGGACCCCAACCUGUGUGAAGGACCUGUCCUCCGCCCUCCAGUGUACCACGCCAUCUUCCUGGAGGAGCUGACCACCUUGGAGCUGAUUGAGAAGAUCGCCAACCUGUACAGCAUCUCGCCGCAGCACAUCCACCGGGUGUACCGCCAGGGCCCCACGGGCAUCCACGUGGUGGUCAGCAACGAGAUGGUGCAGAAUUUCCAAGAUGAAUCCUGUUUCAUCCUCAGUACCUUAAAAGCCGAGAGCAACGACGGCUACCACGUCAUCCUGAAAUGCGGCCUCUGAGCAGAUGCAGAGUGGGCAGCUGCCUCCCACCCCCCAGCCCCACGGACCCCCUUGGAUGGAGAUAUCGCACCCCUGGAAGCUGUGGCGAGGAGGGACCUGGCCCAGCCAGUGAAAGCCACAGACCCGCGGAGGCUGUAGGUCUAGAGGGCAGAAAGCCAGCAGCUCCUCUCUCCCCUCCUCUUAGCCCCCAGCUUUGGGACAGUUCCCUGUUCUUUUUCCUAGUCCUUCCAUCUGAAAAGGCCAACGGGGGCCAUCUGCUCUGAAACCUCUUGCUCCCCUGGUUAGAGGCUAGUUCACCAGGUACCCAGGUGCCAUCUGUGCCGGCUCCUUGCGCCCAUUCUCCUGCCUCCAGAGAAGGCUCUGCCUCUCCCGCAGGCCUUCACCCUCUUCUCUGCCAACUGGCUGGGUCCCUGGACGGCUGUCUACGUGGGGGUGGUUUGAGACUGUCCUGUCUCCGUGUCAGUUUCCUGUCUUGGUGAUCCUGGUGAGCAUCUGUCCUUCCUGUUCCUGGAUGGCUUGAUGGGUGUUGGGUUGAAUCUGUGCCUUGUGCUUCUUUUCACAUUGACCUUGAUUCUAAGUGUCUGCUGCUGCUCACAGUCCAGAGGGGGCUUUGCCUUUCUUCACUGCUGGGGUAGACACUACGGAGCCACACACACCUGGUUCUAAGGCCCUUGGGGAGGAGAGGAUGAGGCUGAGAAGACUAUUUUGGGGCACAUUCUCAUGAGUAUAAAAGGGAAGAGAACCAAAUGAUUCCUCCUGGGCUCUUUUUGGGUGUAAGUUUAUUUCCUAAGCAGUCGUGGGUAGAGGAGGACUAGAAAGUGAACAUCCUGUUGUAGGAUCACAUGACCUUGACUCUCCUGAUGCCCAGUCCUCUUGGAUGGACUCACCAAAUCCCAUUUAGAGAAGACCACCAACCUUCCCAAGCUCCCUAGGGACGGCGUAUAUUCUGGGAGGGCUCCCCUUUGAAGGUUUCUUUCUUUUCAUUUGUAGAGGCUGUGUUUGGGCAUUUCUCCUGCGUUAGAAUGGUUGGAUCACCUUUCUUAGAUAACCAGUAGACUCAGGAAUCAGUGUCUGUCUCUGUUACUUGGGACCCUGUGAUCUCUAUUGCUAAUGCAGGUUCAUCUAACAAGGCAUGGUGAGCUCUCUGACCAACUGAGUAGGAUCUGACAGCCUUUCAAGUGGAGCUUUGGGGGAUAGAAUGCUUUGGGGGAAUAUAGAGAUGGUCAUAACUGGGUGGGCCUUGUUUUACAGACGAACUGAAGCCUAGAGGGGCAAAGCCACCUGCCUGCUAUCACACAGUGAUAGGGUAAGAACAUAGAUUUGUCGUCUAAACCAGGGCAUUUCUGAGAGGGAAAGGAGCUCUGGUAAUAAUAAUGCUUGGACCACAGGUAUGAUGUACUGCUCUGUAAGGACAGGCUUCUCAUUCCCUUUCCAUGUUGAGGGUGAGGUGAUGGGGAGCAUGUAACAGCCUUCUUGAGCUAUAAUUCACUUACUAUACAGUUUACCUAUUUAUAGUGUACAAUUCUGUGAUUUUUUUAGUCAAUUCACAGAAUCACCACAAUCAAUUUUAGAACAUUUUCAUCACCCAAGACAUAUCAUGUAUAUGGAAUCAUACAAUAUGUGGUCUUGUGGUCUUUUUUUUUUCGCUUAGCAUAGUGUUUUUUAGGGUCAUCCAUAUUGAACAUGUAUCAGUACUUCGGUCUUUUUAUAGCCUAAUAAUAUUUCAUUCCAUGGAUGGACUGCCUUUGUUUAUCCGUCCAUCACUUGAUGGAUAUUUGAGUUGUUUCUGUCUUGGGGCUAUUGUGAAUAAUGCUGCUAUGAAGUAUUUGCACACGGUUUGGUGUGUUUUCUUUUAGGAAUAUACAUAUGACUGGAGUUGCUGGGUCAUUUAGUAACUCCAUGUUUAACUUUUUGAGGAACUGCCAGACUGUUUUCCAAAGCAGCUGCAUCAUUUUACACUCCCAUCGGCAGCGUAUGAGGGUUCCAGUUUCCCUCCAUCCUCACCAACACUUGCUAGGAUCUGUCAUUUGGAUGAUAGCAUCCCAGUGUCAUUUUGAUGAUAGAAGUGGUGUCUCAUUGGAGUUUCAAUUUGCAUCUCCCUGAUGGCUAAUGAUGUUGAGUAUUUUUCCAUGUGCUUACUGGCCAUUUAUAUAUCUUCUUUGGAGAAAUGUAUCCUUUGCCUAUUUGCAAUUGGCUUAUUUGUCUUUUUAUUAUUGAGUUGUAGGAGUUCUGUGUAUAGUUUAGAUGCAGGCCCUCUAUCAGAUAUAUGAGGUGUCAAACUGUUCUCCACUUCUGGGGGUUGUCUUCACUUUCUUUUGAUGUCCUUUGAAGGACAAAGGUUUUUAAUGUUGAUGAUUUCUAAGAUACCAUUUUUCUCUUGUUGCUUGUACUUUUGAUGUCAUAUCUAAGGAAACUAUUGCCUAAUCCAGGGUCAAGAAGAUUUAUGUUUUCUUCCAACAGUUUUUAUAGUUUUAGCUCUCCAGUAGUCUUUGAUUAAUUUUGAAUUAAUUUGCAUUUAUGAUGUGAAGUAUGGGUCCAACUUCAUUCUUUUGCAUGUAGAUAUUCAGCUGUCCCAGUACCAAUUGUUGAAAACACUAUUGGGGUCUCCAUAGAAUUGUCUUCAUAGCCUUGAUAAUGGCCCCUAAUUCUUACUGGAUCUUUUUCUCUGCGAUAUGGGACUGUCAUUAGGAUGCUCACUUUUUUUUUUUUUUCCCAGCCCAUGUUUGGCUCCACCAGUUUUAUAGAUGGCUUUCUCUUCUUUCUGUCUCCCCCUUUCCCUGUUUCAACAAUACUGGGUGACAUCACUCUCUGAUAUCUACAGCCUUUCUGGGUGCAUGGCUCCACACAUCAGUCCUAGGGGAAGGUCAGGAUCAAUUGUUUUUUGUUUUGAGGAAACCAAGUCACACAGAAGUAGAAAAACUUGCCCAAGGUCCCCCAGAACCAGAACUAGAUUACUGGUCUUGUGACUUCUGGCAUUUUGAGAUGUCUACAAUUGACUAGACCCAAGAGAUGCCACUUCCCAGGCCAGGUGGUGACAGGCUAAAAUCUUAAUUCUAAAAAUGUGGUAGGCUAAUAUUUCAUUUUUAUUUCUUCGUUCAAAAUAAGGGUCCAGUCAAGAUCUGUGGCCUUCAGUUUGCUGUAGGUGGAGUCUUUCAUCUGGAAUGCACACUGCAUCAGCUCUGCUUACCUUCUCCUAAUGGUUAUAGUUCAGUCUUGUAGCUUACACAGAAGUAGAAAAAUAAUAAGUACCAAAGAAGAAUACACAGUCAUUUGGUACCAAAAUGUUUUAGCUGCCCAGUUCAGCAGUUUGUUCCUUCCGCAGGGGUCAGAGGAGCUAGCUGCAGGUGUUUGGAUUUUGUGUCUAGUUUUUUCAUUUUAUUAAAGUGCAGAAAAGCUGUGCCCUUUUCCCUCCUGUCCACUGUCUUUCCUGUGUGCUCUGUGUCCAGCGUCUGAGCCUGCUGGACAGGGUGGCCCCUCCCAGAACAGUCCCCUCCACCCCACGUAUUCUGAGCUGUGGCUGCUCCUUGGCAGCAACAAAUUUUAAAAGGGAUCCCCCAAGGGACAGAAGAUGUGCCGUGCACCAGAGCCACUGUCUUGAACCAGAAGCCUGAAGUGGAGUACUUUUUUCUCAGUCCAUCGCAUUUCUUUGCUGGGCAGUUGUCUGCAAGGUUGUGCUAAACCUUCUCCUGGUUACCGAGUCGCCCCUUUAUAAUAAAGACAUGGGCUUUGGAAUGGAGGAAGGGAUGGUAGGCCUUUGGAAAGAGCAGGAUGGGCAGGGAGUUGGAAAUCUCAGUGUAAGGUACUAAGCAGAGGUCAGAUGCUGUCCUGGUGACCUCCUUCCCCGGCCACCUUGGGCUUCUUGGGAAGAGCUAUGAACCUAGAGGGACUUUCCCGGGAGCAGAGUGGAGCUGCCUGAGUAGUGCGUCACAAGUUUCCAAGUCCAGACCGGCCUCAGGGGCUGGCCUGCAUGAGUUAAGUUCUGAAAAUCAUUAACGAGUUAAUGAGAAAAAUGGAAGCGCUUCUUUUGCUGUUGUCAGUGGAGCAGAGGGAGGCAGCCCCCAGGAGCUCAGAGAAGACAGAAAAGCAAGCGACCAAGAGCCAGGAGUCCUGGGCUCCUACGCCCUCGCUUGGCGUGCUUUUUCUGCCUCUCUGGGUCUCACCUCCUCUCUGGGAGGCUUCUGGGUCUGUGACUGACUCAGGCAUGAGUGUGUCUGAGCGGGGCAUUCCUUUUUUCCCUCCAUCAGAGUUGCUCUCUGGGUGGGUGGCGUGUACAGGCGUGCUUCCUAGUGGUGCACUGCGCCUCAGUUCUGCUUGGACUGGUACAUGCUCUGCAAGCUUGCAUGCAUUUCAGUGUGAGACGCUGCACCUUAGCCAUGUCUUUAGGAAUCCAGCCUAGCUUGCAGCCAGGGUGACUUGAUUCCAUCCAUGCUCUUAAGAGUGGCCACCAGCUGUUCCCUGCAGCCUGAAGCUGGACUCCUUGUUGGCUGGCUUUAUGUCUGUGUUACAGACAUGCAUGCGUGCGUGCCUGUGUGUGUGCAUAUUCAUGGAUGCACAUGAAUCCCCUCCUCUGCCCCUGUGUCUGCCAUGAGGAGGGCAGCCCUGAGUGUCUUCAGCUCACCUGGACGGAAUGAUGACUGCUGCUUCCUUCAGACCUUACGUGAUACUCCUGGUUCGGACUCAGUUGCUAAAACUGAUCAGGGCACUGUUGCCCUAAUUGUGGGGAAAGGCCCAUCCUCAGUCCUGCCCUAGGGAGCAGAGCAAUGCUGGGAGCUGACAUCUAACCAGGACCCCAAAAGCAAGGUCCUCGGACUUGGUCUUACUUGCAGCCACCUCAUGGUCCCUGUGUCCCCUUGGGUUGGGUAUUCUGUGUGUGACGUCAUCAGUCAGGCCAGGCAGUAGGAGGUAUUUGUACAUUCUCUCUGAUCACCUCCUGGCCCCUUUCCCUCCACUCUGUAGGGCAGAGCAGUGCAGUACAAGACAAGCCGCCCCUACCUCCUUCCCUGGGGCCGACCUGAGAACUCCAUGCAGCCUCUGCCCAGCUCCCCAGAGCACCUUGUAAAGGCUGGGCUUUCCUCCCUGCUGCUUCUGCGGGAAGCGACUGAGUUCUGAGGGUGUGGUCCUCACCUGGCCAUGUAGGGACUUUCUAGUGGCAACAUCCCCAGGAAGUAUCUUUAAGAGGUAGCUUUGCUGUUCUGUCCAGGGCAACUGGCAGGGUGAGGCAGGGAGGGGCCAGCACUGCUUAGUUGUGGGCUGAGACACCUGGCUCUUUGGGCAGCCAGGCCAGCCUGUCCCAGGAGGGAGUGUGUGAGCCUGUCCCUGCCUUCAUCCUGUGGAGCCCCAGACAGGGAUGGGGUAAGGGGUGGCGGCCUGCAGGGGGCUAGCAGGGACCAGGAAGCCUUUUAUCAUGAAAAAUUUUCAAUCCUUCUUGAAAGACAAACCAAUAUAAUUAGCCCUGGUACCCAUGACUCCACCUCCUCAACGAUCACCCUACACCUGCUCAUCAGGGACAGGCCAACUGCAGGCCAAAUGCAGCUUCUUGCUGCAUUUUGUAGUCUCUUUGAUGACAGAGAACACUGAAUUCAGUGAAGUGAAAUGUCAUCCUGUCCUCCCCUCUGCUAUUCCACUCCCAUUUGUAUACCAAAACCUGUACUCGGUUAUUAUAGUUUGAAUUUCAUUAUCUGAAACUUAUGGAAACUCAUUUUCUCUUAUUUGCCUCCUUGAAGCCCUUAAAGCCAAAAAUAGGUCUCAUCCAGCCUUCAGAGAAAAACAUUGCCCACUGCUGAGCUAGACCUCUGUUACUCUGUAUGCCCCCUACAUGAUGUUGAAUAGUAUCCUUGAAAAUAAGGGCUUUUAAAAAUAAUAAAAAGUAUUUUGUUUGGAGCUUUGAAGCAGGAGGAUCAUUCAGCUGAACAGUCUUUGAAACCAGACCCCCACCCCGCCUGUUAGUCAUGUGCCCCCUCCCCCAGACAGUCUUUGCCCCAGCUGCUCAGGAAUCAUAGUCCUUUGCUCUUGCCCCUUCCCUCCUGCUGUCCACUUCUUGGAGACUUGCUGAGCCUUUGGUCGCGGGGCAGGGUGCGGGAGGUUGUGUCCGAGAGCUGGCUGUGGGGAGAAUACCAUACCGGCUCCGGGCCCUGGUGGGUGGUGGUCUCUUGACUUAGGUCACUGGGACUUUACUGCCCCAGGAGGUAUGGCCUAACCUCCACCUCUACUGGCACCUUGAGGACCUCUCAGCUGCUCUGGGGUCCCCCAAAGCCCCCUCCACAUGUCUGUAGCUCUUCCCCCAACAGAGGGACUGGCUUGUGACAGCUUCAGCUUGAUGAUGGGGAGGGUUUGGACCCAGUGCUCGCUUCUGCCCCUGGGAGAAGCUGGCCCAUAGGCAGCCUCAUGCUGGGGUGGUCCCAUUUCCCUGUGGCUUGGCUGGUCAUUCUGGGCCCCGGCUCCUUUGCUUCCAGUGAAGAUGACCAGACACUGCAGCCAGCUCUCCAUUAGCACCGACCGCUGAUGAUGCUGACUGGCCUUGCCUGAGUCAGACUUUGGGCUCUGUGCUUUGCCUUUGUCCCAUUUGAGCCUCCUCACAGCUCUGAGGCCCCGUAGGCUGAUUUCUAGUUGAGGAAAUCAAGACUGAGAAAUCAGAUAGGGGCCCAAGUCCUAUGACUAUCGAUGGGCUGAGCCAGGGUCCCGAUCCUGCCUCUAGACCUCUCCCUCUUGCCCCAGAUGCACGGGUGAGUCCUUUCAUCCCUAGUGCUCACUCUCCUGAUGACAUCAUCCCUGGACUCUGUGCCCUGCGGUGGGGUGGGGGUGGAGGGAGGGGUAUAAGCAGGGGGACAGAAGAGAAGGUCAUUGUUUUGUGCCUUCCACCAGCCCUCCCCUUGCUGGGCAUCGCCUUGGUUACUGUGCUUACCAAUGCUCCUGUAUAGAAAGUGAUUUCUUUUUUAGAAAUGUCACUUCGUCACUUUUCUCCAGAUGGGGUGACUCUUCUCUUAAGGUGGUGGGCAUCUCAGUUGGGGUGGUGUGGCCCUCUGAUGGGUCAGGUGGGCAUGACAUUGGGAGGGGUUGUAGGGGGGAGUGGGCAUCAAAGCAAAAGUUGUCACACUGCCACGUUUUUGUACCUGAAAUAAAGCAUAUUUGCACUUGUUACUGUACCAUUGUGAAGACAAGAGAUCUACGUGUAGGUUCCGUGCUUGGGUCAGAAUGCAAAUAAAACUCAUUUGUAAGAAA